UUCUUAACUAAUGUUAACCACUCCGACACCUAAAUUACAGUAGUGUGUGCAAUACCAGCCAGCUCUCUCUCUCUCUCUCUCUCUCUCUCUCUCUCUCUCUCUCUCUCUCUCCAUCUUCUUCUAUUUGUCGCCUGAUUUUCAAACCCUAGAGUCUCGUCUCUUCAGAUUCUUAGCUUAAUUUCGGUUUCGUUGCGCUACGGUUAUGUAGAAAAGCUGGCUUGAUUCGGAGUUCCUUCAUUUCAAUUUGAUCUCUUCGUAUUUCUGCUCAAGGGAAUUCUCGGCAUAUACUCCUCCAAUGAGGAACACGGAUGGGUGUUAUCAGUUCUCAGUCUUCGGCGUUCUCUUCUUAGCCUCUGUGGUGCAUUUAGUUUCAGCUGCAAAUUAUGUUCCAGCUGUAGAUAUUCUACUUAACUGCGGGGCUUCUUCGCAAGCUAAUGAUACUGAUAAUCGCCAAUGGACUUCAGAAAUUGGGUCAAAGUCAAACAUUUUUUCUGCAGUUGGGAGUUCAUUUUUUUCUACUGCUGCUACCCAAGCCCCUUCUGUUCCUACAGUCCCUUACAUGACUGCUAGGAUUUUCCAAUCCGAUUUUACCUAUAGUUUUCAGGUAGCUUCUGGUCGUAAAUUUGUCCGUCUGUACUUUUAUCCUGCUUCUUACUCGGGUCUUAACGCGUCAAACGCCAUCUUCUCUGUUACUGUGGGGCCAUACACCCUUCUCAAGAACUUCAGUGCAUCCCAAACAGCUCAAGCCCUAAACUAUGAUUUUAUCGAGAAGGAGUAUUCUGUCAAUGUGCCCAAUCAAACCUUGAACAUAACCUUCAUACCUUCCUCUGGUACUUCAAAUUCCUAUGCUUUUGUGAAUGGGAUCGAGAUAGUUUCGAUGCCUGACAUGUAUAAUACUGAAGGUGGGAUUACCAUUCCCCUUGGGGAAUCUGUGGCAUUCUACAUAGACAACAGUACAGCUCUUGAAAAUGUUUACCGGCUGAAUGUGGGCGGAAAUGACAUUUCCCCCUCCGCUGAUACGGGCUUGUUUAGGUCCUGGAGUGAUGAUUCUCUGUACAUAUUUGCGGCAGCGUUUGGGGUUACAAUAACCUCAAGUCCAAACAUGACAAUUGUGUAUCCUUCGGGCAUGCCCACUUACAUCGCACCAGUUGAAGUCUAUGAUACUGCUAGAUCAAUGGGUCCAGACUCUAACAUCAACCAGAACUAUAAUCUGACUUGGAUAUUCACGGUUGACUCAGGGUUUUAUUACUUUGUGAGACUGCAUUUCUGUGAGCUUGACCAAAAUAUCACAAAAAUUAACCAAAGGGUGUUUAAUAUCUACCUUUAUAAUCAAACUGCUCAGAGUGGGGCAGACGUGAUUGCCUGGGCACACAACAAUGGAGUUCCAACUUAUCAAGAUUACUUGGUCUGGGUUCCCACUGGGGCCCCACAGCAAGAUCUUUGGCUUGAGCUUCAUCCAGACGUUGCUGUGAAGCCCCAGUACUACGAUGCAAUCUUGAAUGGAGUGGAGAUAUUCAAAGUAAACGAUAGCUCUGGAAAUCUUGGCGGUCCUAAUCCAGUCCCAGCUCCAACACAAGACACAAUUGACCCAUCAUUGGCUAAUCCGUCCGGUUCAAGUCAAUUUAAGAAGCACGAAGCAAUCAUUGGUGGAAGCAUUGGUGGCGGUAUUGCUGCAUUGGUUCUUGUUGGUUUAAUGGUUUGUAUUGUUUCUCGCCGUCGGAGGCAGGGGAAGAAGGACUCAAAUCCAAGUGAUGGACCAUCCGGGUGGCUCCCACUUUCUUUAUAUGGCAAUUCACACUCUACGAGCUCUGGAAAGUCAAACGCCACAGGAAGCUACACGUCCUCCCUCCCUUCAAACCUUUGUCGCCACUUUUCAUUUGCUGAAAUCAAGUCUGCUACCAACGAUUUCGAUGAUUCUCUACUCCUUGGGGUGGGAGGUUUUGGCAAAGUUUACAAGGGAGAAAUUGAUGGUGGAAUAACUAAGGUUGCAAUUAAGCGAGGAAACCCCCUCUCUGAGCAAGGUGUGCAUGAAUUCCAAACAGAGAUAGAAAUGCUGUCAAAGCUUCGACACCGUCACCUUGUUUCGCUAAUUGGUUAUUGCGAAGAGAACUGUGAAAUGAUCCUUGUCUACGAUUACAUGGCUCAUGGAACCCUAAGGGAGCAUUUAUACAAGACUAGUAAGGCCCCGUUGCCAUGGAAGCAGAGACUUGAGAUAUGCAUUGGCGCUGCUCGCGGUUUACACUAUCUCCACACUGGUGCAAAGCACACUAUUAUCCACCGCGAUGUUAAGACAACAAACAUCCUUUUAGAUGAGAAAUGGGUGGCAAAGGUUUCUGAUUUUGGCUUGUCAAAAACGGGUCCUACAUUGGAUAACACUCAUGUUAGCACAGUUGUGAAGGGUAGUUUUGGGUACUUGGAUCCAGAGUAUUACAGGAGGCAGCAGCUGACCGAAAAAUCUGAUGUUUACUCUUUUGGAGUAGUGCUCUUUGAGAUAUUGUGUGCUAGGCCUGCUUUGAACCCAACGCUUCCAAAAGAGCAGGUGAGUUUGGCAGAGUGGGCUUCACAUUGCCAGAAGAAGGGUAUUCUUGAUCAUAUUCUUGAUCCAUAUCUGAAAGGGAAGAUUGCUCCUGAGUGUUUCAAAAAGAUUGCUGACACAGCGAUGAAGUGUGUGGCGGAUCAGGGAAUUGACAGACCAUCAAUGGGUGAUGUGCUGUGGAACCUUGAAUUUGCUCUACAAUUGCAGGAGAGUGCAGAGCAGAAUGGAAAUGGAUUCGGUGGACUAGAAAUUGAAGAUGGGUUUGAUGUAUCCACUGUUGAAGGAAAGAAGGAUCUGAACGCGUCUCCUGGUUUCGAUGGUAAUGUCACAGAUUCAAAAAGCAGUGGGAUGUCGAUGAGCAUAGGUGGCCGGAGUCUAGCUAGUGAAGAUUCUGAUGGGUUGACCCCAAGUGCUGUGUUUUCACAGAUUAUGAAUCCUAAAGGACGUUGAGAUCGAACCCUUGGGAUUUGCUGCUGGAUGCUGAUUUUGAGUAAGCAAUGUGCUUUGAAUUGUUGGUUAACCACUGAAGUAAUUUUCUUUCUGUUUUUCCUCUUGAUUCGUUUACUUAAUAAUAUGUUUUGAUCAAAUCCGUAGCAUUCCUUAAGUUGUACCAAAGAUAAAUUGUGCAAUGAUUUGUUGUACUCAAUACCAGGAUAUGAGAGUAUUUUCA
Rhododendron vialii is the source of this 3206-nucleotide messenger RNA. Its product is annotated as receptor-like protein kinase FERONIA. The transcript is spliced from 2 exons. The record is from RefSeq and is a predicted model, not a curated record. The coding region runs from base 296 to 2986 and encodes 896 amino acids. Gene Ontology annotation, biological process: protein phosphorylation. Lineage: Eukaryota; Viridiplantae; Streptophyta; Magnoliopsida; Ericales; Ericaceae. Gene Ontology annotation, molecular function: ATP binding; protein kinase activity.